Messenger RNA from Fragaria vesca subsp. vesca, 895 nucleotides. RefSeq lists its product as uncharacterized. Gene Ontology annotation, molecular function: RNA binding. NCBI's taxonomy places the organism in Eukaryota, Viridiplantae, Streptophyta, Magnoliopsida, Rosales, Rosaceae. The record is from RefSeq and is a predicted model, not a curated record. The transcript has 3 exons. Bases 84 to 578 code for a protein of 164 amino acids.
CAACCCUAUACAAUAUAUAAAUAUAUCAAUCGCGGCUUUCACUUCCAAGCGGUACAGAACCAGGUACUAGCGGAAGCGACCUGAUGGCGACCCUUAUGGUGGAAAAUCUCCAGUCUAGCGACACAGAAGAAGAUGUCCGAAAGGUGUUCGGUAAGUUUGGAAAGUUGCUGGAAGUAAGGAUGGAGCAAACCCGGGCGUUGGUGACUUUUGAAGACCUCGACUUCGCCAAGGACGCCGUGCGCGGCGCCGAUGGUCAUAAUGGAACGAGAGCAGCUUCAUUCUGUUACGGUUGGAUGGUCAAGCUUCAUUCUGUCGAGAAGCUUCCGAACCUGCAAAUCCACAACAACCAACAUUUUCUGCCGCCUAGAAGGCUCUACACCACUCAAGAGUUGGCAUUUUUUAUUAAGAACCGGCUGCCUGUUCCUCCAAUUCCCGAAGAUGUACCGGAGGUUCCGUAUGUCCUUGAGUCUCUUCGAAAGACAUUGAGUUUUGGAAGUUUUAAUGCCGCUGGCACCGGUGGCACUGUAACUACAGGCAUUGGAGCUGCUAAUCAGGCACCUGAAAGCAGGUUACUUUAAACCUGCAUUCUUUUGCUUGAUGGUUAUGGUGCCAACUGCCAAGCCUUGGAUACAUCCACGAGGGCCAAUGAUGGCUUCUCCAACAUAUCUGCAACGACAGUCCCAGGCUGUGGCUGGACCCCCACCUCAAGGGAAUUGACCCUGCUCGUUUCUUAGGGAUCAUUGAAUAGAUUGUGAGAUCUUUGGCUAAUAAGUUCGAUGUUCUCUUUAUGUGCAUGUGUUUUCUUUCGUCUCAAUAAGAAUGGAAAUUGUCUCCCUAGUUAGUUUUUUUGAUCUUCUUUACAUUAUGAGAAGACUAAUAUAUUGGAUCUUUUACU